UGUGUGCUCUCUUUUACUUCCGGCCGUCGAUGUGAGUGUAUGAGAUUGUUGAUACUAAUGGGGAAAAUCCACUGUAAAUCCGUGUAAUCGUACACUAUCAAAAUACUUUACAAAUAAAAACAAAAUGACAAAGUUAUGUUUUACGAUAGGCCAUCUUUAAUUCAUCCGUAUUUUAUUGGGAUUUGUUGAAAAAUGUAAAUAAAAACAAACGUGGGUUCCUGGGGUUCUACUUUUGACAUUAGGUGUAGUAAUGCACUAUCAUUCGCAGCUUGUCUGUAAUAUUAAUAUAAUGUUUAGGAGAUUUUCAAGUGGUGAUAGGGCUUUGUAGAUAUGAUUACUGCACAUUUCAUGAAAGACAGCGCAAUGUUAAACUUAAGAAAAUCGAGAAAUGGCAGUCAUUGAUUCCAUGUGUAUAUUCUGUUCAGAUGGGACCGAAAGCCGAGACUAAAGCAGCCAAGCCUAAGGCAGCCGCUGCCAAACCAGCAGCCAAGAAACAGACUGAAACCCGUAUGGUCAAGAAGACCAUCGGUGGAGACAAAAAUGGUGGUUCAAGACUUGUCAAGAAAACUAGAACGUCUCGCUAUUACCCAACUGAAGACAAACCCAGAAAGCUGAGAUCCAGGAAGACUGCCUUUUCCAAGCACAAGCACAGUGUAAGGAGCUCGAUAACCCCUGGCACCGUCCUUAUCCUGGUGGCUGGUCGUCACAAGGGAAAGAGAGUUGUCUUCUUGAAACAGUUGGAUUCUGGGUUACUUUUGGUGACAGGUCCAUUCCAUCUGAAUGGUUGCCCUCUCAGAAGAAUCAACCAAAUCUACACUAUUGCCACAAAAACCAAGCUGGACAUUAGUGGUGUGAAGCUGCCAGAACGCCUGAAUGAUAAAUACUUCAACCGUAAACAGCUCAAGAAGCCCCGACACACAGAGGGAGAAAUCUUUGACACCAAAAAAGAGGUGUACACUGUCAGUGAUGAAAGGAAAGAAGACCAGGUCGCUGUUGACAAACAAAUUCUGGAUGUAAUCCGUAAAAACCCCGAGAAGAAAUUAUUGUUUGGUUACCUUGGUUCCAUGUUUUCACUUGGAAACCGACAGUACCCUCAUAAGAUGGUCUUUUAAAUGUUAUAAAUAAAAGUACUGACAGGAA
This is a messenger RNA of Ostrea edulis (European flat oyster), 1140 nucleotides long. RefSeq names its product 60S ribosomal protein L6-like. The transcript has 5 exons. Gene Ontology annotation, molecular function: RNA binding; structural constituent of ribosome. Gene Ontology annotation, biological process: ribosomal large subunit assembly; cytoplasmic translation. Bases 426 to 1112 code for a protein of 228 amino acids. The record is from RefSeq and is a predicted model, not a curated record. NCBI's taxonomy places the organism in Eukaryota, Metazoa, Mollusca, Bivalvia, Ostreida, Ostreidae. Gene Ontology annotation, cellular component: ribosome; cytosolic large ribosomal subunit.